GCCAGGUAUGGUGGUGGUGCAUGCAGUAAUCCCAGAGCUAGGGAAACUGAAGCUGGAGGAUCGCCCCAAAUUCAAGGCCAGCCUGGGCUACACAGUGAGUUCAAGGCCAGCCUGGACUACAUAGCAAGAUCCUGCCUGGAAAAAGGAAAGCUUGGGAUGAGUGUUGGAGGGCUGCGUGCACUGGGAUGUUGGAUCUGGUCCUGAUUCCUCCUCAUGUCUCAGGAUGUCUCAAGAGAACGACUCUUGGAUGAAAUGCGGCGGCUGUUUGAGAAGAGGCAACGACGGAAGCGCCAAGAACCACUCAUGGUUCGGACCAAUCCCGAUGCUUCUUUGUGGCAUCAGCGAUUGCAGUCGGAGCACUUUGCUAGUGACAGAGCCCCUGUUCUCCGAGAGCACAUGCCAGAAACACAUCCAGACUCCGGGUUCCACAGUCCCCUGGGUGCCACCAUCAACUGUGGUGGAGAUGGCAGCAGGAACUGCUGGGCCCUGGGGUGGCCUACACAAACAGUGGACGAUAGAUACCACCAGAGUGAACCCCAGGAUGUGGAAGAUGGGUACCAGCAGUUCAGGUGGGGAUCCGCCUGUGAAAUGGAUGGCGACAGGAGAAGACAUGGAGACAUGAUACUCUGCACGGUGGGAGGCGGCAUGGUGCUAAGUGACAUUGACCUGGAAGAGGAGAAUGAAGAGUCGUACUGUGUGGGAAUGAACUCCCAAGCAGUGGACAACGAGGCAGUGCCCAGGGCCCUGGAAGGCGAGGUCAGCCGCGAUGUGUGGAGCGUGGCCAGCUUGCUGCCUCUGGCCCCGGGCCCUCAGCCAGGCGAGGACCUGAAGGAGUACAUGCUGCGGCCGCCACAGGAGGGCCAAAGGGUGCAGUGCUGCAUCGGCCGGGACCAGAGGGGCAUGGAGAAGGGUCUUUUCCCCGUGUACUACCUCUACCUAGAGGCAGCCAACAGCUGGAAGCGCUUCCUCCUGGCUGGGCGAAAGAGAAAGUGGAGCAAAACCUCCAAUUAUCUCAUCUCCUUGGACCCAAGGGACCUAUCCCGGGAUGGGGACAACUUUGUGGGCAAAGUCAGGUCCAAUAUCUUGGGCACCAGGUUCGUCAUUUUUGACGAUGGGCUGAAUCCUGAAGAGAAAAACUCGCAUCUGGAUAAGACCUGGAUUAGACAGGAGCUGGGGGCUGUGUGCUAUGAGCCCAAUUUCUGGGGGGCCCGGGGGCCUCGAAAAAUGACUGUGAUCAUCCCAGAAAUCAACAGCCACAACCAGAGAAUCAGGGUCCAGCCAGAAACCGAAGAGGAAUCGAUACUGAGUCGCUUCCAAAGGGGCGUCAGGCAGGGGGUGGUCCUGCUGCAAAACAAACCACCGGUGUGGAGCGAUGAGAGCGACGCCUUCGUGCUCAAUUUUCACGGGCGAGUGACUCGAGCCUCGGUCAAGAACUUCCAGAUCAUCAACCCCAACAAGCCUGACAAAGUGGUGCUGCAGUUCGGCCGUGUGGCUCCAGAUACAUUCACCAUGGACUUCUGCUUCCCUCUUUGCCCACUUCAAGCAUUCGCCAUCUGCUUGUCCAGUUUUGAUGGAAAGCUAGCCUGUGUUUAAUUCAAUAAAAUACCAUCUUUUCUCUG
Heterocephalus glaber (naked mole-rat) is the source of this 1619-nucleotide messenger RNA. RefSeq names its product TUB like protein 2 (gene Tulp2). NCBI's taxonomy places the organism in Eukaryota, Metazoa, Chordata, Mammalia, Rodentia, Bathyergidae. Gene Ontology annotation, biological process: protein localization to cilium. Gene Ontology annotation, cellular component: cilium. The record is from RefSeq and is a predicted model, not a curated record.